AUGAAGAAGUGGAGUGGAGGUGUUUUGGUUGGAGGGCUUACAUUGAUUUUAGUUUUGAGGUAUAGUUUCAUUGGCAAGAUUGCUAUACCGCCUCGGCAACUACCACAACCGCAACAAAAACAACAACAACAAAAGCAGUCUGCGUAUGAGUUUUUCAAUAAUCAUCCACCUGACACACCUAGUAAUGCUGAUGCUACUUUGCCCCCAAAAGACAGUGUGUUAGAGCUACUGAACUUUAGGGGAAAGCCUAGCUUUUUACCUGAUGUCGAAGGGCUUAAUUUCUUGUACAAUAGUUUGGGGAACUUUUCCCUGGAUGAUGAGGAAUCGAAGGCUAUGCUUGUUUGGGCUCGAAUGCGGUUUCUUUUGUCAAGGUCUGAUGCUUUACCGGAAACAGCUCAGGGUAUCAAAGAAGCAGCUUCAUCGUGGAAAGAAUUAUUGUCGACGAUUCAAGACAUGAAGGCCACCCCCGAGCUUAGAGGAGGUGGUAAUGUUACACAGAACAGAAGGUAUUGUCCUUACUUUGUUCCCGCGUUUAAUAAUGGCACUAUAGAAAAGAGGAGUACUCUUCAAAUCCCGUGUGGUCUAAUUGAGGGUUCAUCAAUUACUGUAAUUGGAAUACCUGAUGCUCAAAAGGACGGUUUUGAAAUUGAGCUUCUUGGCUCCGAACUGCCAAGCGAGGAGAAGCCUCCAAUAGUUCUGCAAUAUAAGGUGUUUUUACCGGGACAGAACCUGACCAAGGAGCCUUUUGUCGUCCAGAAUGCAUGGACUAAUGUGCCCGGUUGGGGGAAGGAUGAAAAAUGCCCUGAUCAUGACCGCUCGACUGAGUUUGUAAAAGUGGAUGGACUGGUCAAGUGCAGUGCUCAGAUAGUGAGGACCACUGUUCCUGAUAACCAAAGUGCAAGUCACCUUGGCAGUCUUGACAACUCAAGCAAUGUAUCUGAUGGGAGUCUCCGUGGCAGUGGCAAUUCCCCAUUCCCUUUUGUUGAAGGUAUACCGUUCACUGCCUCACUGUGGGUUGGAGCUGAGGGGUUCCACAUGACCGUAAACGGAAGGCAUGAGACUUCUUUCGCAUAUAGAGUGAAACUUGAACCCUGGUUGGUUAGUGGAGUCCGAGUUAAAGGCGGGUUGGACACUGUAACUAUCUUAGCUAAAGGAUUGCCUGUUUCAGAUGAGCUGAAUUUAGAUUUUGAUGAUCUUGAACUCCUCAAAGCUCCUCCAGUUUUGAAGAGGAAAAGAAGGCUUGUAUUGUUGAUCGGGGUAUUUUCAACUGCAAAUAAUUUUGCUAGGCGUAUGGCACUGAGAAGAUCCUGGAUGCAAUACAAAACUGUUCGCCAAGGGCACGUAGUCGUGCGCUUCUUCAUUGGUCUUCACAAGAAUGAGAAAGUGAACUACGAGUUGUGGAAAGAAGCUGAAGCUUUUGGGGACAUCCAGUUAAUGCCUUUCAUUGAUUACUACAGCUUGCUCACUCUGAAAACCAUUGCCAUAUUCAUUCUAGGGACUGAAAUCCUCCCGGCAAAAUACAUUAUGAAAACAGAUGAUGACGCCUUUGUUAGGGUUGAUGAAGUUUUAACUAGCCUGAAAGGGAAGGCUUCUGAGGGCCUCUUUUAUGGCCGCAUAUCAUUUGAAUCGACACCUCAUAGGGAAAAAGACAACAAAUGGUACAUCAGUCCAGAGGAAUGGCCGUAUUCAUCAUUUCCCGCAUGGGCACAUGGUCCAGGCUAUAUUGUAUCCCGUGAUAUAGCAAAGUUCAUUGUCCAAGGACACCGUGAAAGGGACCUUAUGAUGUUCAAACUGGAAGAUGUGGCGGUGGGGAUAUGGAUUGAGGUGUACAAAAACGGAGGACAUGAAGUAGUGUACGUGGAUGAGGAGAGAUUCAACAUCGAUGGAUGUGAAUCAAACUACAUUCUGGCACAUUACCAGAGUCCCAGGUUGUUGCUGUGUCUGUGGGACAAACUUGGGAAAGAACAUCAGCCUGAGCCUGAGUGCUCCCAAGCAUCUGCGGUGACGGAGAUUAUGCUCCGGCAAUCCCUAGCCGCCGUUCAGUAUCACCACCACCUCUGUGUUUCUUCUACUCCUGAAAUCGACCCCUCCGCCGCCUCCCUUCUUCUCUUCAAGUACCCUCCUUCUUCGCCUCUGCCGCCGACUCCUGCUCCUUCCAUCGUCUGUUCUUCUCCUUCCUCUGACGUCAGCUGUGACCACGACGACCACGAAUCUGUUUCCCUCCAAAUCACGCGUUCUGAAUCGGCUCUGAGUUGCUCAACUAGCAUCCAGACUACUACUACCACCACCCUUUAUGUCUCCCCAAGGUUUAACAAGUUUGCCCCCUCUGUUCGCUCAGGCAGUUUCACUUGCAUUGGUCCCCGCAGCUCCAAUGAAGAUGAACACCUCUGUGUAGAUGAUCUUCCUAGACAGUUGGGGCCAACCUACAAAUGGCCGGUGUCGAGUUCUUUUUAUGCUGUGUUUGAUGGUCAUGGAGGUUCUGAUGCUGCAGCUUUUGUUAAAGAUAAUGCACUGAAGUUUUUCUUUCAAGAUGCCCUUCUCUUGCAAAGAGCUGAUAUUGAUGAAUUGUCAUUCUUGGAGGAGUUGGAGAAUUCUCAACGCAGAGCAUUUUUAGUAGCUGAUCAAGCCUUGGCUGAAGAAGAGGGUGUUGAUUGUUAUUGUGGCACGACGGCCCUUACUGCCCUUGUGCUUGGAAGGCGCCUACUUAUUGCAAAUGCCGGGGACUGUCGCGCUGUUCUCUGUCGGAAAGGAGUUGCAGUUCAGCUGUCUCAAGAUCACAGGCCAUCUUCUGUGGUCGAAAAGAAAAGGGUGGAAGAUUUGGGUGGUUACAUUGAAUUUGGAUAUUUAAACGGGGAUCUCGCUGUAACUCGGGCCCUUGGAGACUGGUACAUGAAACGGCCAUAUGGUUCCAAGUCGCCUCUAACUGCUGAGCCAGAAAUGCAUCAAAUCAUGUUGACGGAGGAGGAUGAAUUUCUGAUCAUUGCUUGUGACGGGAUUUGGGAUGUCAUGUCCAACCAGGAUGCAGUGAGGGUGGUUCACAGAGAGCUUAGGCAACAUGGGGAUCCGCAAGAGUCGGCUAGAGAACUUGUCGACCAAGCUCUGAUGAGGGAUACACAUGACAACCUCACGGCUAUUGUCGUGUCCUUUAAUUGCCCAGACGGACAAACCGGAGGUAUUACUCCUCAGGGAUCCAGGUUGAGGACCUGCAGCUUGUCGGCGGAGGCACGAAAGAUGUUACGCAGUCUAUUGGAAUGA
Messenger RNA from Oldenlandia corymbosa var. corymbosa, 3255 nucleotides. Lineage: Eukaryota; Viridiplantae; Streptophyta; Magnoliopsida; Gentianales; Rubiaceae. The record is from the annotation of a GenBank genome assembly.